AAGGCAUAUAAGUUAUUAUUUCCUAAGCGGCCACCUCCGUCACGUUAAGCUGCAGCCGUGGUGCGUCUCUUUCACUCUCACAACAGUUUUGGACGAAGAUUUGACUACUAAUAGCCAUGGAGAACGAUCUGCUCAAAAACAGUACAGCUGGUCAAAGGAAGAUGAAAUUUGCUCCAAAAGCACCUCCUCGUCGUAUACCAAAACCUGAAGUCAAAGAAGAAAUAGCAGAGGACGCUGAUGCUGCUCAAGCCAGGGAUUUACUUAAACGCUUCAAUGAAAGCACCCUAAGGGCAAGGCAAAGAAUUGGGAAAAAAGCGGCACCUACACAAGUUGCAUUUGGUUCUGGAGGUACAUCAAACACCAUAAGAUCAUUUGGUAUUUCAAAAGCUGGAAAUAGACUCGGAAAUGAAGAUGGAUCACUUCCGUCUACUACGAGUAAGGAGUAUGUAGAACCAUGGGAUUAUUACAGUUAUUAUCCUGUAACUCUUCCUUUGCGGAGUCCAUAUUCAGGAAAUCCAGAUUCUCUUAACGAGGAAGAAUUUGGAGAGGGUUCAGAAACCUUAAGCUAUGAUGAAAGAACAACAACUCCAGCAGUGGAUCUUGGUCUAUUGGAGGAGAAUCCAGAAACAGACAUAUUUUUUCUGCAAUUACCACCUAUGGUGCCUGUGAUAAAGCAAUCCUCUACUGUAGAAGGGAUUGGGGCAGCCAACAGCUCGGAAUCACAACCUAGACAGAAAACCUGCUCUAUGAAUGAGUUACCUUCUGGCUCCAUGGGUAAAUUGCUCGUGUAUAGGAGCGGUGCUGUCAAGCUAAAGCUUGGUGAUAUUAUAUAUGAUGUUUCUUCUGGAAUGCAUUGUGGCUUUGCACAAGAUGUUGCAGCUAUCAAUGUGGAAGGAAAGUAUUGCUGCAUCAUUGGGGAGCUUAGCAAGCGUGCCAUUUUAACACCAGACGUGGAGUCAAUGUUAAAGAAUAUGGAGGAUUUAUAAUUAUUUUCUCUGAAGGCAGGAUUUUCCCCUAGACAUAGAGAUAUUGACGAGAGUGAUAUUCUUCAUCAAAGCCCCGAGUGGAUAUAAUAACAUCAAACGAUAUCAGCAGAAAAAAAUGCACUGGUUCGUGAAAGCAGAAGAGUGACUAUUUUCUCUCUUGUUUAGCCCCUAGUGCCUAGAUAUUUAAUUACGAACAAUUUUCAUGUGAUCAAGUAGAUCGAUUGUAUUAACUACAAUUUUGACAAGAACAAUAAAUCUCAUUCUACUUAAA
This is a messenger RNA of Cucurbita maxima (winter squash), 1257 nucleotides long. RefSeq lists its product as uncharacterized. NCBI's taxonomy places the organism in Eukaryota, Viridiplantae, Streptophyta, Magnoliopsida, Cucurbitales, Cucurbitaceae. Gene Ontology annotation, biological process: transcription by RNA polymerase III. The transcript is spliced from 11 exons. Gene Ontology annotation, molecular function: DNA binding. The coding region runs from base 117 to 986 and encodes 289 amino acids. Gene Ontology annotation, cellular component: RNA polymerase III complex. The record is from RefSeq and is a predicted model, not a curated record.